This is a messenger RNA of Lethenteron reissneri (Far Eastern brook lamprey), 1998 nucleotides long. RefSeq names its product ERCC excision repair 1, endonuclease non-catalytic subunit (gene ERCC1). Gene Ontology annotation, molecular function: damaged DNA binding; single-stranded DNA binding. Lineage: Eukaryota; Metazoa; Chordata; Hyperoartia; Petromyzontiformes; Petromyzontidae. Gene Ontology annotation, cellular component: ERCC4-ERCC1 complex; nucleotide-excision repair factor 1 complex; nucleus. The record is from RefSeq and is a predicted model, not a curated record. Gene Ontology annotation, biological process: mitotic recombination; UV-damage excision repair.
UUCCGUCGCGUCCCCCAGCUGACACCGCUGAGACCGUCUCGGCACGCACUCCGCUGUGGCGGCGGCGGCGGUGUUGCGAAUGAAUGAAUUUUGUUGUUUAUAAAUGUUUAUAAUCAACGUUUAGAUUCCCGCGUGUGCGGUGGAGGUGAGCGACAUGGACGCCAAGAAGAAGUUCGACAUUCCGAGGGUGGAGGACGUGUACGAGAGGCGGGUGUCUGAGCCUCGGCCUCUGUUCAGAUCUGGCCUCACAAAGACAGCUGAAAAAGAUAGCGUGGAGGAGAGGCCACCACCCGGGCCACAUAAGGGCGGCUAUGCCGACUACGUCAUGGAGCAGAGCAAGAAGCAGCCGCCAGGUCCCUCCGAGCCAGCUAGCAGCAACCCCGCAGGGCCCAGUGAACCUGGCCCACAGGCCGGGGGUGCGGACAAGGCCACUCCAGCAGAAGCGUCGAAGGCAUUCGACAGAGACGCAGCAACAGACUCCACAGGGUGCCCAGACCAGGAGACCAGCAUGCCUGCCCAAGCUGCUGACAGUCCACUCGUCGAGGUGGUGAGAAGCCGAGAGGCUGUGGGGAAACGUGAGGCUUCGGGUGCAAGUAGAGCUGCAGGUGGUGUCGAUGUCAUGGCCGUUGUGGCCCCCAAGGCGGCCGGCAAGAGCAACAGCUUGCUGGUGAACCCCCGACAGCGUGGGAACCCCGUGCUCAAGUUUGUGCGGAACGUGCCUUGGGAGAUUGCGGACGUGGUCCCAGACUAUGUAAUGGGGCAGACCUCCUGCGCACUCUUCCUCAGCCUGCGGUAUCACAACCUCAACCCCAACUACGUCCACGAGCGCCUCAAGCAGCUGGGUCAGGCGUUCGACCUCCGCGUUCUUCUGGUGCAGGUCGACGUGAAGGACCCACACCACGCACUCAAGGAGCUGGCCAAGAUGUGCAUCCUGGCAGAGUGCACUCUCAUUCUGGCCUGGAGCCCGGAGGAGGUGGCCCGCUACCUGGAGACGUACAAGGCGUACGAGAACAAGCCGGCCGACCUGCUGAAGGAGCGUGUGGAGCAGGACUACUUGUCUCGCAUGACCGACUGCCUGACCACCAUCAAGUCCGUGAAUAAGACAGACGUCAUCACCCUAUUGAACACUUUUGGGUCACUGGCAAACAUCAUGGAGGCAUCGAAAGAGGAUCUGUCACUCUGUCCCGGACUGGGACCUCGCAAGGCUCGGAGUCUUAGCAGUGUGUUUCAUGAGCCCUUUCUCAAAGCCAAGAAGCCAAAAAAGGGGUCUUGAAUGCGGGAGAUGGAGCAGGAAGCCUUGGCUGUUGGGCAUCCUGGAGCUCUGAAAGACUGCAGAUGAUGGCGUGGUUUACUCCAGACUCGUGAGCAGUCAGCCACAAGGGCUCUGUGCAAGCGGGUUGGGUGUAUAUGGUUUGUAUGUUGUUUCUUAUAAGUUCCAGUAUAUUUGCCGUGAUAAUGCCUCGUGAAUUAUAUGCAAUGUGUCAAGAAUAAUAAACAAAUCAUGCUUAUUCAAAGUGAAACUUGUACAUUUGAAACGUAGGUAUUUGUACAAUGAGCUAUGAAAUACAUUCUCUCAGGUUACAUCCAAGUCGGGGUUUUAAAUUGUAAAAUUUAUAAAAGCAUCUUAAGACAUAAUUGUAUAGAGACCCUGUCUAAAGCCAAAUAUAUAUUUUUACUAUCAAUGGAAUGAUGUAGUUGGGGCCCUCCAGCAUGAAGAUAUCAAUAUAUGGAAGUAAAUAGUCUAAUGGUAAUGCUCAUUGUAAAUAACGUAUAGCAGCCCCCUUUUCAUUUGCUUGGUUUCCUGUUGCAUUCCUGAAAAUUGCCAAUUAAAGUGAAUUUGCGUUAGGUGGGAGUGAUUUUCCCGUUAGGAAUAACGGUGAAGGUGUGUGUGUGUGCCGUUCCAGCCUGUAAUUGUAUUGUUUUUAUUUCAGUUUACAUGUUUUUUUACAUGUGAUGUGCAUUUCUAUAUUUCUAUAAAUAUGCUAUGUGUGACAGUCA